CAUCUCCCUCCCGACAAAAUCACCACGGAAACCUCAGCGACGCAGGAGAGUGCUACUGAAGCUCCGAAGGAAUCCGAUCUUCGCCUUUAGCUCCCCCCCUCCGUUCGCCGAAAGCACAGAAAAUGUCGCCGGCACCAAUCGUCGAGCCCGCCGAUGUCGAGAUAGAGAAGCUCUCCGCCGAAGAGGAGCUUCAGAAGACGCUGCAGGGGGAUGAACCAAUCGUUGAGGACGUGAAGGACGACGACAAGGACGAGGACGAGGACGACGAUGAAGACGACGAUGACGACGACAAGGAGGACGAUGGAACUCCAGGCGCUAAUGGGAGUUCCAAGCAAAGCAGGAGCGAGAAGAAGAGCCGAAAAGCAAUGCUGAAGCUGGGAAUGAAACCCAUCCCAGGUGUCACCAGGGUGACCAUCAAGAGGACCAAGAAUAUACUGUUCUUCAUCUCGAAGCCCGACGUCUUCAAGAGCCCGCACUCGGAGACUUACAUCAUAUUCGGUGAGGCCAAGAUUGAGGACCUAAGCACCCAACUCCAGGCCCAAGCUGCCCAGCAGUUCAGGGUCCCUGACAUGGGCUCAGUGGUCUCGAAGCCUGAAGAUGCUGCUGCAGCUGCUGCAGCCCCAGCAGAGGAGGAAGAGGAAGAGAUUGACGAGACUGGAGUCGAGCCUCAUGAUGUCGAAUUGGUGAUGACCCAGGCGACUGUAUCGCGGAGCAAGGCUGUCAAAGCCCUCAAGUCCAACAAUGGAGAUAUUGUCAGUGCCAUUAUGGAACUCACCAAUUAGGUUUUGUGCUUAUUUGCUCGAUUUUGGAUUAUCACUCAUUGGUGGUCUCAAUCUCUCGAUUUUUGAAGAACUGUUCAUUUGUUAGCAGAAGCUUCGUUCAGUGCAUGAAGUUGCUUUACCUUAUUUACAAUUUUUGAGCUAUCUUGGUAUUACUGUAGUGCUUCUGAAUACAUUAUUGGCAUCUUCAGCCGUCUCUGGUUGCCACUCUUGGUAGUUUUUAUAGCUGAUUAGCUUAAUGGAUCUGAUAUUGGUACUUA
This is a messenger RNA of Punica granatum (pomegranate), 1039 nucleotides long. The record is from RefSeq and is a predicted model, not a curated record. NCBI's taxonomy places the organism in Eukaryota, Viridiplantae, Streptophyta, Magnoliopsida, Myrtales, Lythraceae.